UUUUUUUUUUUUUUCAAAUUUGAAAGGUUUUUUUUUUUUUAGGCUGGAGCUGAAGUGUGAAUGUUUUCUUCACAGGAUCUAUGCCAGAAUAAAGCAGCGGAAGUCCAUUGUUAGAGAGGCGGUGUGAUUACUAAAGGUGGGUCCCUGGGGGUCCUGCUGAAUGGGGGCUGGAAAGGUGUCCCGGAUCGGGCAGAGAAGUCGGGUAAAAUGGCAAAGUGGUUCAAGGAGUUCCCCCUGACUCUGAGAAACGGGACCGACAGGAUCCGCUCUGAACCUGCAGGCUCCCAGCCGAGACCAAACAGAACCAAGAACUCUUCUGCGGACAGAGGAGGCGUUGGGUCUCUCCUGUCCGGAAGAAACCGACAGAACUCAGGCCCGGAGCUGCUGAACAGAACCGCUGUGGGCUCUCAGAAAGAUGGGAGAAUUUGGGACAACCUACUACCGGGUAAGAGCCGCAAAAACUCCAAGGGAGAUCCACCUUCUGAGGACAGACCUCCGAGGACCACCUGUCCAUCUGCCUACAUCAACCGGAUGAUAAGAGUGGACAAACAGGUCGUGCCUGAAGCUGAGAAACCAGUCCAGGGCAAGACAGAAACUCCCAUCAUCCUGGAGGAUUACGCCGACCCUUUUGACGCUCAGAGGAGCAGCGAACCGAAGGAGGCCGAGAGGCUGGGUGAGAACGACGGCUACGUGGAGCCGUACGACGCUCAGCAGAUGAUCACAGAGAUCAGACGUCGGGGAUCCAAAGACCUGCUGAGGACGUGUGUGUUAAUGGACGCGAGCGAGGGAACGAUGGAGGAAGGUCAGCCUGCUCCCUUACAGAUUUAUGACCUUCCGUACGAAGGAAGUGGUGACGACCAAAAGAUGAGAGUCGGGAGGUCGGAGCGAGACCUGCGUCCAGCCUCGGAGCACGAGCUGCCCUGGGAGUGGAGGAAGCAGCACAUAGUCAGGACUCUGUCAGCACAAUUGGACAACCCCGUCAAAGACGAGACGUCUCAUUCCAAAAUCACAAGGCAGCUUCAGCAUCCAGCAGCUCAGCUGCAGCAGCUUCAGAGUCUGAAGCAGAAAGGCCAGAAGAUCCUGAGAUCCUCUCUUCAGACUCUUCUGCCUCUUUCUGCUCCAAACGUCAGCUCUGAGAAUGAAAACUCCUGCGUUGACCCCUCCCUGCCUCUGGAGAAGCAAAGUUGGUACCACGGCUGCAUGAGUCGCCAGGAGGCGGAGCUUCAGCUGCAGAGCUGCAGAGAGGCCAGCUUCCUGGUCAGGAACAGCGAGUCGGACAGCAGCAAGUACUCCAUUGCCCUCAAGACGAGUCAGGGCUGCGUUCACAUCAUUGUGGCUCAGACUAAAGAAAACACGUUCACGUUGGACCAGAGCAGCUGUGUGUUUCCCAGCAUCCCUCAGGUGGUGCAUCACUACUGCACUCAGCAGCUGCCUUUCAACGGUGCCGAACACAUGACCCUGCUGCACCCCGUGCCUCGAAUCCACUGACUUUUUGUUUUUCAGUCUUUUGAUGAUCGGAUCUAUAAAGUGUGUGUGGAGCUUUCGGCUGGCGUCUUCCAUUUGCUUCUUUUCAUUCCCUUUCCUUUGAUGUGCAGCUGAUGCAGAACACCUGGGCUGCUGUUUUGCAUGUGAACAAGCUCAGCAGAGACAGCGCGUUUUUAUUUUGAUUUAAAUGUGAACUGGGUUAGGAUCGGAUUCAUACUUGUGUUUUUAAACUCUACUGAAAGCUGGAAGUUUUUGGUUUUGAUACAGAGUUAAAUUUACCAAAGUAGGAAAAUAAUGUGCUCUUUCUGCCCUCUGGUGGUGGUGRUGGUGCACUGCACCGCCCAAUACAAAAACUUCUUUAACCUGGAAACACAAGCGUAUCUUUCUGCUUCUAAAGAUCUGAGAAGCAGCUUUUUUGUGCAAACAUUGCAUAAAAUUAUAAUAUAAACUGUUGGUUUUCUGCCUCCACUAUAACUUUUUUUUUUACUGUGAAUAAGGGAACUUUUUCUUUCUGUCAUUGUGCACUGUGAAAAGGGUGAUUCACCCUGAUGCAAUGUGACGGAUGGAGUAAUGGCUCCACUCUAAUUAGAGAUAAAUAGGCCUGUUUUUCCUCGAGGACUGUGUAAAAAACAUGUGAAACUGGGUGUUUUAUAUCGGAUCGUUUUAGGAACAGAUAAAAGUUUGAAAGUUUUUCUGUAAAAGUAAUGUCAGUCUUUUUCAUGUUAUUUCUUUAUUAUUCAUUAAACCUCCAUGAAAUGGUGUUUUUUCUUAAGGUUUGACAUUUUUUUGUCACUUUAAAGCUUUCUGUCAAAGCUUCCAUGAAAAAACAACUUUUUGUUCGUUUUAAAGUCUUUAUUUGUAAAAAUUAAAAAAGCAAACAAAAGCAAUCAUUCAAAUGUCGUAAAACAGAUGAUAAUAAAAAUGUCCUGAAUCUCAAUGCUGAAGAUCUUCUGUGACGUUCUCUGUGAUCCUAAUAAAUAAAACCUUUUCUGUCAGAG
This is a messenger RNA of Austrofundulus limnaeus, 2483 nucleotides long. RefSeq names its product SH2 domain-containing adapter protein E. Gene Ontology annotation, molecular function: phosphotyrosine residue binding. The transcript is spliced from 6 exons. The record is from RefSeq and is a predicted model, not a curated record. Lineage: Eukaryota; Metazoa; Chordata; Actinopteri; Cyprinodontiformes; Rivulidae. The coding region runs from base 208 to 1488 and encodes 426 amino acids.